AUGGGUGACAUGGGGAAGAUAGUCAAUGCCUGCGAUAGGCCUACAAACUAUGAUGCAUUAAAACAGGAAUUCGCGUCUGAUCAAAAUAUCAAUAUACUCCCGAAUGGGCAUUUAGUCUCCAGAAUUAGCGACUACAUUAUCUACAGCGUAGAGGCGGAAGCCAUUGACAUAAUUGUCGCCGAGUACGGACCAUCAACCAAGGUCGGCGCAAUCGUGGGCGGCCAGACAUCUUGCAAGGCCCCUGAGCUUGCUGCUUUUGACAAAUACCUACCCGACGACGUAGAAAUCAUCUCAUGCCAUUCCCUUCAUGGCCCCAACGUCAACCCCAAAGGCCACCCUCUGGUCCUGAUCCAACAUAGAGCGUCAGAUGAGAGUUUAAGAUUCGUCGAGAGGAUCUUCUCGACAUUCCAAUCCAAAUAUGUUUAUCUCAGCGGCGACCUACACGACAGAAUCACAGCAGAUACCCAGGCGGUAACGCACGCCGCCUUUCUUAGCAUGGGUACAGCAUGGCAUGCAAAUAACCAGUUCCCCUGGGAAGUAGCCCGUUACGUGGGUGGUAUCGAGAACGUUAAAAUUAAUAUAACACUGCGAAUAUAUGCAAACAAGUGGCACGUCUAUGCGGGACUGGCCAUAUUGAACCCAGCAGCAAAGAAGCAGAUCCGCCAGUAUGCGCAGUCAGUGACAGACCUGUUCAAGCUGAUGUUGGGCGGGCAUCGGGAAGAAUUGAGAGCUCGAGUGAAGACGGCCGGGGCGGCGGUGUUCAAGUCUGAUACCAUGCAGCAUGAUCUGUUAUUAAGAGAUGAUGUACUUGAUCGGUUUUCCCUGUCCAAAGGGAAUUCGGAGAGGAUGCCUAACAACCAUUUAAGUUUGCUGGCCAUUGUGGAUUGUUGGUGGAAGUUAGGAAUUGUUCCAUACGAUCAUAUGAUUUGCUCGACGCCUCUCUUCCGUCUAUGGCUGGGAGUAACGGAAUAUCUCUUCAGAAAUGAAGACCUCCUCAAUGAGGUCCUGGAUAUCGCCAUUGACGACAACACGUUCCGCUCUGAUGACCUAGAGUUCACAUUUGCUGCACGGGCUUGGUCCGAAUGCGUCUCCUUUGGCGACUUCGCGUCAUACCGCGAUCGUUUCGAAAAGAUACAAUCAUACUUCUCCCCUCGUUUCCCAGAAGCCGUCAGACUGGGGGAAAUUCGGUAA
This is a messenger RNA of Histoplasma mississippiense, 1191 nucleotides long. Its product is annotated as prephenate dehydrogenase. The coding region runs from base 1 to 1191 and encodes 396 amino acids. NCBI's taxonomy places the organism in Eukaryota, Fungi, Ascomycota, Eurotiomycetes, Onygenales, Ajellomycetaceae. The record is from RefSeq and is a predicted model, not a curated record. Gene Ontology annotation, molecular function: NAD+ binding; prephenate dehydrogenase (NADP+) activity; prephenate dehydrogenase (NAD+) activity. The transcript has 8 exons. Gene Ontology annotation, biological process: L-tyrosine biosynthetic process.